GUAUGGCCAACGUUUCAACGAAAACCCUGGACCAUAUUCUGCACCUGGUCCCUCCACGAACCCUGCCGGAAUGCAUCGAGGCGUUCCGCGCGCUGGGUUUCACCAUCUCCCCCGGAGGCACCCACUCCCAUGGCCUCACCGCGAACGCGCUCGUCGUCUUCGCAGACGGCACCUACCUCGAGCUCGCCCACUUCGUCGCCCCCCCGCCCGCGAACAGCACCCACGGCUGGGCACAGAAGCAGUCCGGGUGGAUCGACUACGCCUUCGCCGGGAACGGGGGCGCGCCCUCCAUCGCGGAGGCGAUCAACGCCCGCGCAGAGAAGGAAGGGACCGCGGUGCGGUACGAGCCCGAGAUACGGGGCGAGCGCAGUCGGGACGCGGACGGGGCGCUGCUGCAGUGGACCAUCACCGGCCGCGUGGGCGGCGAGGAGCGUUUCCGGUCACCGUUUUACUGCGGGGACUUGACCCCCAGAGAGCUGCGGGUCCCGCUUGAACCCUCGAACAUCACGCACCCGAACACCGCACAAGGGAUCGCGUACUUCAAGAUCCUCGUCCCGCGGGAGGAGUUGGACGGCACGGCCAACCAGCUCACGUCCGUCCUCGGCUCCGCCCCGCGCACGUCGACGUCGUCCGAGAUCGCCUGGGAUCUCGACCCUCAGCCGUCCCGCGUCAGCUUAGUAUCUGCCCCCACGCAGCUCAUCCUCCGCGCCGCGCAGGACGAAGAGGAGCUGGCGUACGUGCGUGCGCGGGGGGCGAGCGUGUACGAAGUGGGGUUCUUCGUCCUAGAAGGCAAAGACGAGUUGGCUGGUGGGACGCUGUAUGGACGGGUCGCGUGGGUUCGCGGAUCGGGGGAUGGCGGAGGUGCUUAGAGCUAUGGUGCAGUUCACUAAGUCGCCACCACUUUUGGACGUGGUAAGCGCCCGCAUGCGCGCCAUGCUAUAAGUCCCGCAGCUUCCAACAAAGUCGUCCCAUAACUUGUCAUUGGCAAGCAUUCCACAGGGGGAACAGAU
Dichomitus squalens LYAD-421 SS1 is the source of this 1010-nucleotide messenger RNA. RefSeq lists its product as uncharacterized. The transcript has 3 exons. The record is from RefSeq and is a predicted model, not a curated record. NCBI's taxonomy places the organism in Eukaryota, Fungi, Basidiomycota, Agaricomycetes, Polyporales, Polyporaceae. The annotation marks the transcript as partial.